AGCAAAGCAAAGCAAAGCUCGUCAGUCAGUCAGUCAGUCAGGGAUCGGGGCUGAGAGCUGGAAACCCGCACAGUUUGGAGGGGACAGAUCUGCUGGUGCUGAUUGGUACUGAGACUGAAGCACAGUUCCAUCAUUGCUUCACCCAAAGAGCCAUUUCUUGUGUGAGACAAUCCUGUGAGAAUUGGCAAACUGUUUGACAAUGGGGGACAUUGCAAUUGCAUCUGAUACUAUCUUCAUGGACAUCUAUAUGCAUACUUUCCGGUUCACUGCAUAAUGAUCAGAUUUGGAUAUUCCCAGCCAUUUGGCCAAUCCCUGUACCUUGUUACCAUGAACCUGGUGAUCAACACUGACUGCACAUUGCAGUAGAAAUGGUUGGCUGAUUGUGGGAGAGGAGUGAAGCUAGUUGUUUCUUUACUAUCCUGUUAUAAUCGGCGGGAUUAUUGAUUUGAAACAGAGUUUUGUAUAUCGGAGCAUCAUACAGAGAUAGAGCGACGUGUCUCAAGGGAGGCGUCUGAGUUCUCUGCAACUGAACGUAUCCCAGGAAUAAAAGAAAGCACCAGGGCUCGCUGGAGGCACUUGUCGGCUGUGUCACUGCACAGAACACUUCAAACGCAGGAGGUACAAGUGGAACGAUAGCUGACAUCUCCAGGCUGUGGGCUGCAGCGCGACUUCAAGCCAAUCUGUGAUUCAUGCCACAGAAAUGUGAAACGGAGCAAAGAGGGAACAACUCAAUGCAAGGUCCACAUUUGGAUCAAUUGAUAAGAGUGCCAGGACGUGAGGCUUUGAAAUAGAGUGAAUUCGCUGGUUGUCAAAUCAAGGGGGAGCCUCAUCAGUUGGGGGAAAAAAAAGGUCUGCAAGAAAUUCGGCAAGAUAUGCCGAGUACCGCCACAAUGUGCUGAGGGAGAGGAAGACAAGAGAGUCAUUCAUCCCAGUACGGGUUCUGAAAGCAUGCCAGUCACUGACCUGUGAGUAGAUACAGUGGAGCGCAGAGUGACUUGACCAGCUGAAAAUGCGGCCAUGGACUGGUUCCUGGCGAUGGAUUAUGCUGAUCCUUCUUGCCUGGGGGACUUUAUUAUUCUAUAUAGGUGGGCAUUUAGUUCGAGACAAUGACCAGCCAGAUCGUUCCAGCAAAGAACUGUCAAAGAUACUUGCAAAACUCGAGCGCUUGAAACAGCAGAAUGAAGACCUGCGGAGAAUGGCGGAGUCGCUGAGGAUUCCUGAAGGCCCCAUUGAUCAGGGAACUGCAGCCGCUGGAAGAAUACGUGCAUUAGAAGAACAGCUCACAAAGGCCAAAGCGCAGAUAGAAAGCUACAAGAAGCGUCCAGGCUACGGUCCUGGGAAGCAACAUGAGGAGCUACGGCGUAAGAUUGAAAAUGGAGUGAAGGAACUGUGGUUCUUUAUACAGAAUGAAGUGAAGAAACUGAAGCAUUUGGAAGUAGAAGAAGCACAGCUGCGAGCGGAUGCACUGCUUGAGAACUUUGGUCACCAUGAAAGGUCCAUCAUGAUCGACUUGUACGACCUCAGUCAAACUGAUGGGGCUGAUGAAUGGAGAGAAAAAGAGGCCAAGGAUCUGACUGAUCUUGUUCAACGCAGAAUCACACAUCUGCAGAACCCCAAGGACUGCAGCAAAGCCAAGAAGCUGGUCUGUAAUAUCAACAAGGGCUGUGGCUAUGGUUGUCAGCUGCAUCAUGUGGUCUACUGCUUUAUGAUAGCCUUUGGUACCCAGCGCACUCUUAUUCUGGAGUCUCAGAACUGGCGCUACUCCACUGGUGGCUGGGAGACCGUCUUUAAGCCUGUUAGUGAAACUUGCAUUGAUAGAUCUGGCACUUCCUCUGGUCAUUGGUCAGGGGAGACCAAUGAUAAAGAUGUGCAAGUGGUGGAAUUGCCUAUAGUUGACAGCCUGCACCCGCGACCUCCAUAUCUGCCUCUGGCUAUCCCUGAAGACCUUGCUGAUAGAUUAACUCACCUCCACGGAGACCCAUCUGCUUGGUGGGUGUCACAAUUUGUGAAAUACUUGAUACGUCCACAGUCUUGGUUGGAAAAGGAGACUGAAGAAGCAACGAGAAAACUUGGCUUCAAGCAUCCAAUUAUAGGUGUCCAUGUACGCCGGACGGAUAAAGUGGGAACUGAGGCAGCCUACCACCCUAUCGAAGAAUAUAUGGUACAUGUGGAGGAACAUUACAAGCUUCUCGCUCGCAAAACUGAGAUCGACAGAAAACGGGUUUACCUGGCCACGGACGACCCGACUCUACUCCAGGAAGCCAAGUCAAAGUAUCCUGACUACGAAUUCAUCAGUGAUAACUCUAUCUCCUGGUCAGCGGGUUUGCACAACAGAUACACAGAGAAUUCCCUGCGAGGAGUCAUUUUGGACAUCCACUUCCUAUCUCAAGCAGACUUCUUAGUCUGUACCUUCUCAUCCCAGGUUUGUCGUGUGGCCUAUGAGAUAAUGCAGACGUUGCACCCGGAUGCUUCGACCUAUUUCCGUUCCUUAGAUGACAUCUAUUACUUUGGAGGACAGAAUGCACAUAAUCAAAUUGCAAUUUACCCUCACAACCCACAGACUGCUGAGGAAAUUAAAUUAGAGCCUGGAGAUCUCAUUGGAGUGGCCGGUAACCACUGGAAUGGUUAUUCCAAAGGUAUCAACAGGAAAAUUGGGCAAACGGGCCUGUACCCAUCAUAUAAAGUGAAAGAAUACGUCGAGACCAUCAAGUAUCCAACCUACCCAGAGGCUGACAAAGAAAGGCAGCAGUAGCUGCAGAGAGAGCAAUCCCACACCCUCAAUGAAUGUAUUUUGCCAUAAACCUGAAAUCCAGCCAACUGUUUUUAUUUUCUGAAAUUGAUCGCCUGUGUUGCAGAUGCAUCCAUCUCCAUUGUUGGUUGUGUUUGGUUGUCUGCCAUUAAUUCACGUAUAUUCCUUCGUGGUUGACACUGCCGUGUUAUUGCAGGUUAGAGCAUGAGCAAUCCAGUGUGUGUCCAGUCAUGGUGCCUGAUGCUCAACAAUCUUCAACCAUUUUUGAAGAAUCAAGCCCAGUGCCAGUGCUGAAGUGGAUCUGAACUCCUACCUUGAUCUGUAAUUUGAAACAGAGAGAGGUUGAACUAUUAGUCACAAGAAGGGUUAUGAAGACUUUAUCCAUUCCGCGGCCUGUUUAAAGAGUUAUUUGCCUUGAGGACUGACUGGGUUAUUCCCUCCCAAUAGUAGAUGAAGAAAGCAUCCGAAUAAUGAAGUACUCAUCCACAUUUCACAGUUUUGUAAAAACAAAAUCAUGGACAGAAUCUUUAAUACAUAAUGUUUCUGGACAUUGUCUUUGAUAACAAAAAAUAAAUCUAAAUCAACCAGUUAAA
This is a messenger RNA of Callorhinchus milii (elephant shark), 3342 nucleotides long. Its product is annotated as alpha-(1,6)-fucosyltransferase. Gene Ontology annotation, biological process: protein N-linked glycosylation. The record is from RefSeq and is a predicted model, not a curated record. Gene Ontology annotation, cellular component: Golgi cisterna membrane. The transcript is spliced from 15 exons. Gene Ontology annotation, molecular function: glycoprotein 6-alpha-L-fucosyltransferase activity; protein binding. NCBI's taxonomy places the organism in Eukaryota, Metazoa, Chordata, Chondrichthyes, Chimaeriformes, Callorhinchidae. The coding region runs from base 1010 to 2752 and encodes 580 amino acids.